Messenger RNA from Poecilia reticulata (guppy), 4179 nucleotides. The record is from RefSeq and is a predicted model, not a curated record. NCBI's taxonomy places the organism in Eukaryota, Metazoa, Chordata, Actinopteri, Cyprinodontiformes, Poeciliidae.
GUGUUUACAAGGUCCGGCGUUUCAAGCGGGAGGGGCGGGGUUAACUCGAUCCUGCUUUGUGGGAGGUUUACCAAAACUGUGCGCUUACAGGUGUCCGGUCCUUUGCACCUCGACUCGGUCGAGCCCCACACCGGGAUUCCCGUUCCCUCUGGUCGGUGACGCCGCUGUGUGACAGCUGCUUGUUUAGGAUCAGGGGGAUUUAGCUUCUUGUCCCUCUCAAGACUCAGACUCGGAGGCCAAACAGCCGCAGGCGAAGAAGGAGGCAGAGAAGGGGAAAAGUAAAGCAGCGGCGGACCCUGCCUCGCCCCAGAACCAGCCGGAGCAGCUCCCAGCUGCAGUCGGACACAGCACCCCGGCCAGGAAAGAACAGAUAACUUGAAGUGACAAUCCAGGCGAGGACAUUCACGCAAUAAAAUGGCAACAGAAGAGUUUUUAUCUGGUCUUUCRAAGCGUUUUCAUCUGAGUGCAACAAUUCCUCGCCGUUUUAAGAUAGUUAGAAACCGCCGGCAGACCAUCUGCUGUUACUGCGACAUGAAAGAGAGACGGAAAAAGGACACAAAACUCCAAACUUGGAAGGAGCAGCAGGAGGAGGACCAGGAAUCCCACAGGUCAUCCACAAGUCGUCUCUCCAGGUCUCCCCUGAGGGGCGUGAAGAAGGUGAAGAUGAUGCAGUGCAAGAUCGCUCUGCUGGACGGCUCCGACUACUCCGUCAACGUGGAGAAACGAGCCAAAGGCCAAGUGCUCUUUGAUAAGGUGUGUGAACACCUGAACCUGCUGGAGAAGGACUACUUUGGCAUCACAUACAGAGACAUAGAGAGUCAGAAGAAUUGGUUGGACCCUUCCAAAGAGCUUAAGAAGCAGAUCCGGAACGGACCCUGGAACUUUUCUUUUAACGUCAAGUUUUACCCGCCGGACCCGUCGCAACUGAGAGAGGACUUAACAAGGUACUACCUGUGYUUGCAGCUGAGGGAUGAUGUUGUUUCGGGUCGCCUGCCUUGUUCCUUUGCCACCCACACACUUCUGGGCUCCUACACGGUGCAGUCUGAACUCGGAGACUACGACCUGGACGAGCUGGGCAGCGACUACAUCAGCGAAAUCCGCUUUGCGCCCAACCAGACUAAAGAGCUGGAGGAGAAGGUCAUGGAGCUCCACAAGACCUACAAGGGGAUGACACCRGCUGAAGCCGAAAUCCACUUCCUGGAAAAUGCCAAAAAGCUGUCGAUGUACGGGGUCGACCUCCAUCAUGCUAAGUUGGUAGGGAAUCUCUAUGAGAGCUUGGCUCCAGCUGWGGGAGAGGACUCUGAGGGCGUAGAGAUCAUGCUGGGAGUUUGUGCGAGCGGCCUCCUCAUCUACAGAGACCGGCUGCGGAUCAACAGGUUCGCAUGGCCCAAAAUCCUCAAGAUCUCCUACAAGAGGAACAACUUUUACAUCAAAAUCCGACCCGGCGAGUUUGAGCAGUUUGAAAGUACGAUUGGUUUCAAGCUCCCAAACCAUCGCGCUGCCAAAAGGCUAUGGAAGGUCUGCGUGGAGCACCACACCUUCUUCAGGCUCGUGUCUCCUGAGGCGCCGCCGAAGAAGUUCCUCAGCCUCGGCUCCAAGUUUCGCUACAGCGGCAGAACCCAGGCCCAGACACGGAGAGCCAGCGCGCAGAUCGCCAGGCCGGCACCGCUGUUUGAGCGCUCCUCCAGCAAACGCUACAACAUGUCCCGCAGCUUAGACGGAGCUCCCAUCACGGAGAACCAUGAGACUCCCUUGAAGGGCAGCGCCGCAGACGGGGCGCCCAAAGUCAUCGCCAAGGAGGACAUCAUCACCACGGUAACGACAGAGAAGAAGGCGGAGGAGGAGAAUGCGGAGCAGGAGGAUGCGCAGGAAGUUGCCGCGGAGACCGCCUCCACGACGCCGCUCAGACACGACACGAAGCUCCCCCUCCCUGCGUACGCCAGCGACCCGCUGCGCUCCGAACUCUCCCUCCCAUCAUCCCCCAUCUCCUCGACCAAAGUGCGGCGGCGGCGCAGGGAGAGCGGCCGUAAGCGGGCGUCGUCAGUCAGCCCGGCCAAGAGCGGCGGCGGCUGCCGGCGGCGGCAGGCCCACGCCGACCGCAAGGCCGCCCUGCUGGAGGAGCAGGCGCUGCUGCUGUCUGCCCGCAAGCAGCGCCUGGAGCGGGGUGGGCGGCGGGGCGCCGGCGGCACGCUCUUCUCCUUCUCCCUGCACCUGCCCGACCUGUCCUCCGUCCUGGACGAGGACGGCUACAUCACCUUCCCCGAUCUGUCCGAGAUGCGCUUCGUCCCGGAGUGCGCGCAGAACUUCCUCCCCAUCAAGUCGCCGUCCCUCAUCCCCUGCUUCCUCUUCAUUUUCUUCUUCCUGCUCACCACUUCCUUCUCAGUCCCCUACGCCCUCACCCUGUCCUUCCCGCUGGCGCUCUGCCUCUGCUACCUGGAGCCCAAGGCAGCCUCCCUGACCGCCUCCAUAGCCCAGGGCUACCAUGACCAUGACAGUUCAGAGGAAGAGGAGACCGACAGCGAACGUACGGACUUUGCCUGUGAUGGAGAGAUGACCGCCACAGAGUCGGAAGCCGAUGAAGACUCCGAGAUGCGGACUCAGGACUCCGAGCCUCCGCCCGAGGUGGUCAAGCACCAGACCAACAUCAGCGAGCUGAAGCGCUCCUUCCUGGAGACCGGUAGCAAUGGCGGCGGCAGCGCUCCAGGUCUGACGGAGUGGGAGAAGAGGCUGUCGUCGUCGCCUCUGCGCUCGCCCAGAUCGGACGAAGCCCCGAUGAUUGAGCCGCUGGAGCUGCAGGACGCGAAAGAUGAGCAGACGCAGCAGGAGGCGGGACCUAUAGACACUGUGGCGGCGGCGGGAUUUCUGGUGAAAUACGUGGCGGAUAGCGUCGUGACAGACGGGGCCACCUCCUCGGGGCCCCACGGCAUUAGCCUGUCCACCACCAUGGACGACGACGUCUUCGUGGACGGGACCCUGAGGGAGGAGGCGGGGGGCAAAACCCCAGACUCCCAAGAGGAAGAGGCAUCGGACAAGUCAGCGACGAAGGUCAGCCCUGGAGCUGUGAGACAGGAAGUGUCGCAGGCCAUCAGCGACAAGAAAGGCACGCUCAUCAUCUUUAAGCAGGCGGAGAACAAAGAAGAUGAAGAAAUGAGCGAAAAAGAAGGACUGGCGGAAACCGACGGCAACGAGGAGCAGAAACGCCAAGCUUCGCGAAAAGCUGAGAUUAAAAAUGGCGACGUGAGUCAGACUAGAGGCGUUGACUCGCCGAAGAAAGCGAUGGCGUCAUGGAUUUCUGAGGAGAAGGUGGAGAGUUCAGAGGUCGUCGGCGUAUUUGCGAAGGAAGUGGAAGAGCUGAAGACUUUGGAUGAGCUGCAGCAGAAAGCCGAAGGAAUCCAGCCGAAGUCGAGUCCGACUCACGUUACGGUUUCUGCGUCCUUAGCUGUGUCUGCGCCUGGAUGGGUUUCUCCCUCUCACAAGGCAUCAGCUGACCAGGAGAAGGCGGUAGUCGUUACUGAAAACGAAGCCGAGUCCCCAAAACCAAAGGCUCCUGACGGAGUGGAUGUCGCUGCCAAAGACGUGCCUGUGGUCCACACAGAGACAAAAACCAUCACCUACGAGUCCGCCGAGGUUGACACGAAUGGAGACGCAGACCCCGGGGUGCUGCUGAGCGCUCAGACCAUCACCUCGGAAACCACCAGCACCACCACAACCACACACAUCACAAAGACGGUGAAAGGAGGAAUCUCAGAGACUCGAAUUGAGAAGCGGAUCGUCAUCACCGGAGAUGCAGACAUUGACCACGACGAGGCUCUGGCUCAGGCCAUAAAGGAAGCCAAAGAGCAGCACCCUGACAUGUCAGUGACCAAAGUAGUGGUGCAUAAAGAGACAGAGAUCACGCCAGAGGAGGGGGAGGACUGACCCAGGUAAGACCGACCCGGACCCGGUCCCGUUCCCCAGCCUGCCGGGUUUUCAUGUGGUUUGGAUCGGCCUGCUUCUGUCGCGCUCGCAGCUUGUUGCAUCGCCUUGUUGGGCUGCUGGUGUUUGUUCUCACUCAGGCUGGAUCACACAGCCUCUGCUUGCAUUAACAAGGCUUUAAAGGGGAUCUUUCAUGCAAAAUUCAUAUUUUGCAUGUUUUUUGUAUUUCCAUUUGGGUUUCUGCUGCUUCUAAAAACAGCCCAA